GGGGAUCGUCUGCCAUCUGAUAAGUGCGCAAAUAUGUGUAUUGGCAGAGAACCUACGCUUCGAUCGAACCUCUAUAAUAGAUGUUUUGCUUGCUUUUGGAAAAGCUUUGGCAAACAUUUAAAAGCAGCCUGUUUGUGAUACCAUACUAGUAGCUUUUUGCGUUUCAAGCUGCCACUAUGUCAACUGAGUUUCUUCUGUUGAUCGCCACUUUGGCGAUCGUUUUCUAUAUUUGGCAGAGGCGAGCCUUCAGCUUCUGGCAGCGCCAUGGUGUCAAGUUCAUCCAACCUCUGCCCGUCCUGGGCUGCACCCGAGAGUUCCUAACGGCCCGAGUUCCAUUUUUCGAGCAACUCAAGAAGUUCCACGAGGCCCCCGGCUUCGAAAAGGAGCCCUUUGUGGGCGUCUACUUGGCCUACAAGCCGGCCCUGGUCGUCCGCGAUCUAGACCUGAUCAAGACGGUGAUGAUCAAGAAGUUCCAGUACUUCCACAACCGCGUUCUUCAGACGGAUCCGCACGAUGCCCUCGGCUUCAAUAAUCUCUUCUUCGCCCGCAGCCCGGAGUGGAAGGAGCUGCGCAACAAGAUCUCUCCCGUAUUCACCUCUGGCAAGAUUAAGCAGAUGUAUCCUCUAAUGGUCAAGAUCGGCAAGGACCUGGAGAACAGUGCUGACAGAUUGGCCGGAGGGUCGGUUCCAAUAAAGAAUCUGUGCGCCCGCUUCACCACCGACCUGAUCGCCACCAUUGCCUUCGGGGUGGAGGCCAACGCGUUGAAGAAUGUCAAGAGCGAAUUCUUCCACCACAACCAGGCCAUCUUUGCUGUGACCUGGAGCAGGGCGAUCGACUUUACCAUUAUCUUCAUGCUGCCGGCUUUGGUGUCCAUUGCCCGCGUGAAGCUCUUCUCAAAGGAGACCACCAAGUUCAUCCGGAACACCAUCAACUACGUCCUGGCCGAACGCGAACGGACGGGCGUUAAGAGAAACGACCUUGUGGACAUUCUGCUGGCUCUGAAGAGGGAAGCGGAAACCAACCCUGACCAGAAGAACAAGUACAAGGACCUGGACUACCUGGUCGCCCAAGCCGCCAUCUUUCAAACGGCAGGGUUCGAGACGAGCUCCUCAACCAUGACUCUGACGCUGUACGAGCUGGUCAAGAACGAGUCCAUCCAGGACCGCCUGCGCCAGGAGAUUACCGACUACUUCGGAGACGAAGACCACAUCAGCUACGAGCGCAUCCAGGAGAUGCCCUACCUUUCCCAGGUUGUUAAUGAGACCUUGCGAAAGUACCCUAUCGUCGGCUACGCUGAGCGGCAGUGCGCCCAGCCUGAGGAGGGCGAGCGGUUCACCCUGGAGCCGCACCACUCCAUGGAGCUGCCGCACGGCAUGCCCGUAUACGUGUCCGCCUUGGCCAUCCACCACGACCCGCAGUACUGGCCGGAGCCGGAAAAGUUCGACCCGGAGCGCUUCGACCCCGCCAAUCGCAGCAACCUGAACAUGGACGCCUACAUGCCCUUCGGAGUGGGUCCGCGCAACUGCAUCGGAAUGCGUCUGGGCCUCCUGCAGUCGAAACUGGGAUUGGUGCACCUGUUGCGCAACCACCGGGUCCAUAUGAGCGACCAGACCCCCAAGACGAUCCAGUGGGCUGCCACUAGUCCGGUCAUCGCCUCGAAGCACGAAAUCGCCUUGCGGCUAGAAAAGGUUUCCAGUUAGAGUAAAGCCGGAAAGGCUUAAUCCAAGAUUAACAUAGAUGCUGAUGCUGUGUAAAUAUUGUUGAUAUUCAAUAAAGUGUUGCAAA
Molecule: messenger RNA, 1785 nt
Organism: Drosophila bipectinata
Lineage: Eukaryota; Metazoa; Arthropoda; Insecta; Diptera; Drosophilidae
Gene: Cyp6w1
Product: Cytochrome P450 6w1
Biological process (GO): insecticide catabolic process; response to DDT
Molecular function (GO): oxidoreductase activity, acting on paired donors, with incorporation or reduction of molecular oxygen; heme binding; iron ion binding
Source: RefSeq, a predicted model, not a curated record